Paramecium sonneborni is the source of this 2671-nucleotide messenger RNA. The record is from the annotation of a GenBank genome assembly. NCBI's taxonomy places the organism in Eukaryota, Ciliophora, Oligohymenophorea, Peniculida, Parameciidae.
AUGCUCGAUAACUUUAUUUCUGUUAGUUAUGGUUCUAAAUAAGGACUUAAAUUUAAUUUAAUUAAUUAUUAAAUUGAAUUAGAUCAUGUUACAAAAUUACCUUAAAUCUAAUUGCAAGAAGAAAAAAAUUAUAAAUUUAUCAAAUAGUUUUCGGAUAUAUCAUAAUUAACUCAGAAAGAGCUAUUAUUUUUUGAAAAAUCAUAAAAAAUUACAAGAUUAACAAAGGUAAUAUGCCCUAAUAUUAUUAAGAGGUUUAAUCAAAAAAAUAAUUAAUUGUUGUAGAAACAGAAAAACAAUUAGAAUAAUGUAUGAAUAAUUUAAUUUAAAAUUAUAAUGUUGUGGGAAUAGAUACUGAACAUUUUAUUGAUAAAAUAGAUAAAUAUAAAAUAGCUUUUAUUUGCACAAUUUAAUUAUCUACUAUAGAUGUAGAUUAUGUAAUAGAUGCAAUGAGAUUUAGACAUAUCUGUAAUAAAUAUUUAAAACCUAUUUUUGAAAAUUAAGAAUUAUAAAAAAUUUUUCAUGGUUGUGAUGUUGAUAUAAUAAUUCUAUUUAGUGAUUUAAAAUUAAUUUUGAAAUCAAUAUUAGAUUCAAGUAAGAUUGAUAUGGCUUUAAUUAAAUCUCCAAAUGCUUAAUCUUUAGAAAAAUUAUGCAAAAAACAUUUGAACAUUCAUUUAGAUAAACUAUAUCAAAGAUCAGAUUGGAGAAUAAGACCACUACCUAAAGAAGUGAUAGAUUAUGCUAGAUUAGAUUCAGAUAGUCUAUUAUUUUAAUACCCAAUAUUAAUUGAUGAAGUAAUAAUCCUUAUAUAUUUUUAAGUGCAGAAAAUCUAAUUUAAUCACCAAAGUGUUUAAUCAAUGCCAUAAGUUGAGUUUGAUUAAACAAUAUCUAUUAAUAAAUAUUAUAAAUAAGAUUGAUAUUUCUGCUCUUUCUAGAAAGCUCCAAAGGAAUUGUAUUACAACAGAAUUUAAUAAAUGCCUUAAUUAAAAUAUAUAAAAGCAAAUUUCUAGAAUAAUAAGAACAUAAUAUUAAUGAUAAGAAAUUUUUUGCGACCUUUAGCAUAACUUUAAAAAAGAGUUUAACAUGUUUAUUACUUUUCCUUUUCAAAAUAAAACAAAUUAGCAAAAGAGUAAAAUUAAUAGUUAAAAUAGAUCAUCCUAAUUAAUCUUAAAAAAUUAAGAAUUUGAUAAAUUAGUUGAAUAUUGGGAUAACAAAGUUUCAUAACCCAAAUAAAAUUCAGUUUCAAUUUAGAAAGUAUUAUAAAAAAUCCAUCUUGCUGAAAAUUUGAUUGGCAGUGAAUUAUAAGAUAAGAAUUGGGAAUUUUUUGAAGAAAUGUUCGAUAAGAACUUUAUAGAAAGAUUAUAUAUUCCAAAACAAUAUCCAUAAAAGAUUUAAUUGAUAUUAAAUAUUUCAAUGGAAUUAUCCUUAUUGGAAUACCAUUAUAGAUUAAACAGAAGAGAAAUACAAUUAUUAGAAUUAGUGUUAGAGUAAAAUAAAUUAUAUAAAUUAGGCGAAUUAAAGGCAUAUUAGAAAACAUAUAUAAUUUUGAAUCAAAAAUAAGUGAUUUAGGCGAAGCUGAAUUUAACAAUUUGUUAAGGCAAUCUUAAUAUUUUGACAUGAAGGCUUUCUAUUAGAAAACUUUAAACCCAGAAGGUUAUGUUCAAUUUUUAGAAGAAUCAACUAAAUGUCUAGAUUAAGCAGUUAAAAUUGUUAAUGACAUUAUCAAACAUAAAGAGAAUGUUGAAUAAAUUAAAUAUUAAGUUGGAAAACAAUAAGCUAUGAGUAAAAUAGCUAGAAAUUUUGAGAUAUUAGCUGAAUUCUUAUUAAUUUCUGGAUAAGAGGAAGAAGCUAGAUCAUUUUUAGAAAAAGCUCAUGAAGUAUUAAUUGAAAUCUAAUUUAGAUUUAUGAAACUUUUGCUAGCGGUAUAACACCUAAAUCAAUUUUAUGCUAAUGUAGAAUAGCAAGAUCCUAUUUAAAAGAAAAUUAUGAGAAAUCUAUUUAAUUAAUUUAAGAAUUAUAUGAUGAAAUUUCAUAAUAUGGAGAAUCUGAAUUCUUACUUUUAGUUUAAAUGUAUAAAUUUGUUAUUCAAUCCUAAAAAGAAGUAAAUGAGGCAGAUUAUGAAAAACUUUUUGAAACUAUGAAAAAUUUUAGAGUGACAGAUCCUUUUAUUAUAUCAGAAGUGUUGCUUUUAUCUAUAGAAUACACUUUUAAAUAAGGUUAUAGUAAAGCUUUGUCUGAACAUAUACAUUAAGCUUUAAUUCUUAUAGAAAAUAGUUCAGAAAAAAUAAAUUUAGAAUAAUUACUACAUUUAACUGCUUAAGUUAUAAUUGAAUUGCCAGUUGAUAUCAAAGAUUAACAAGGUUUAUUAAAAGUUAUUUAUGAAAAUUUUGAGAAAUUUAGAAAUUAAAUUGAUGAUGCCUAUUUCCAGGAUCAUUUAUUAUUAUAAGCUUUAAUCAGAGCUAAACUUCUUUAAUUUGAUAAACAAGAAGCAGAAGCAAUUAUAAAGCCAAUCUUAUAAUUUGUAAGAUUUAUUAAUAAUUUUUAGAUUGAAUAAGCAUAAAAUAGUAAAGAACCACAAUUUCUCAAUCACAUUAAAUAAAUUUAGAGAUUUUUAGAGAAAAACGGACUUUUAUUUGCUAAAAAAUAAAUCGAAGACUUAAGUUCUUAUAAAUGA